CACACCGCUCUUUCACCGCCAUUGUCCACGAGGGUUCCAAGAUGGCGAAGAAGAAGGAGACGGAUAAAAGUGCCCAAAAUGAUAAUAAAAAUACCAAAACUGAAGCUGCUGACGACGAAGAACCGAAUUUUAGUGACGACGAAAAUUAUGUGGAUCAGGUUUCCGAUGAAGAGUUGCUGGGGGACCUGUUGAAAGACCGGCCAAAGGAGAAGGAUGGAGUUGAUUCUAUCAUUGUGGUCGAUGGUAUCCCACAAGUGGGUCCAGACCGUUUUGAAAAGCUUCACUCUGUCAUUAUAAAGUUUUUCUCAAAAUUUGGGAACAUCAUCAAUGAGUAUUUCCCAAAAUCCGAGACUGGUCAAACCAAGGGAUAUGUUUUCUUGGAGUACGUCAGUCCUGAGAAUGCCAUUGAAGCUGUCAACACAGCCAACAACCAUAAGCUGGACAAGCAGCAUACAUUUUUGGUCAACCUCUUCACCGAUUUCAAGAAGUAUGAGGAGAUUCCUGAGGUGUGGGAGCCGCCCCAGCCACAGCCAUACAAGGAGCAGACAGAGUUGUACAGCUUCCUGAUGGACGCUGACGCUUACGAUCAGUUCUCUGUCAUCACCAACCGCGGCAGCAUGGUGCAGAUCAUGCAGAACUCGGCCCCUGAACCUACUAAGCUGGAGGAGCGAUCGCGAUGGACAGAAACCUUCAUUCAGUGGUCUCCAUUGGGCACGUACCUAGCCACUUUCCAUUACAAGGGCAUUGCCCUGUGGGGAGGCCCCAAGUUUGAGCAAGCGAUGAAGUUUGGCCACACUGGCGUGGCAUACAUUGAGUUUUCUCCUUGCGAAAGGUAUCUGGUGACGUUUGCUCCCAGUGCAGAGAACAUCGACCCCAAGAAAAUGGUGAUCAUCUGGGACAUCCGUACUGGUCUGGAGAAGAGAUCCUUCAGCAUUGACGGCACCACUGUGUGGCCAAUCUUCCGCUGGAGCAAGGAUGACAAAUACUUUGCCCGUAUUGGUCAAGACGUCCUGUCCGUCUAUGAGACUCCUUCCUUUGGUCUACUGGACAAGAAGAGUUUCAAGCUCAAUGGUAUAAGAGACUUCAGCUGGUCCCCUACUGAUAACAUUCUGGCCUACUGGGUGGCUGAAGACAAGGACGUGCCUGCUAGAGUAGUGCUCAUUGAGAUACCCAGCCGUACGGAGAUCAGAGCCAACAACCUGUUCAACGUGGCUUCCUGUACAAUGCACUGGCAGAAGUCUGGAGACUACUUGUGUGUCAAGGUGGACAGGUUCAGCAAGGUGAAGAAGGAGAAGGGAGACCAGCCCAAAUACAGUGGAAUGUAUUACAACUUUGAGAUCUUUCAUAUGAGAGAGAAGAACAUCCCCAAAGAUAGUGAGGAGGUGAAGGAGCAAAUCCAUGCAUUCGCCUGGGAGCCAGUAGGCAGCAAGUUCGCCAUCAUUCAUGGAGAAUCACCGAACAUCUGUGUUAGCUUCUACAGUGUCAAGACCGGCCAGACACCUACCAUGCUGAAGAGGUUGGAGAAGAGAGUUUGCAACAACCUGUUCUGGUCACCGAUGGGUCAGUUCAUCGUGUUGGCGGACCUGCGAGCUAAUGGGAUACUGGAGUUUGUCGAUACCAACGACUUUACUGUCAUGAACACCACUGACCACUUCCAAGUGACAGAUGUGGAGUGGGACCCAACGGGACGAUACGUGGUGACAGCCGUUAGCUACUGGAAAGUCAAGGUGGACACAGGUUACUGGAUCUGGUCUUUCCAAGGCAAGAUCAUCAAGCGCAACAACGUAGAUGGAUUCUGUAACUUCCUGUGGCGGCCGAGACCCCCGACCUUGCUGUCGGCCGAACAACAGAAGGAGAUCAGGAAGAACCUCAAGAAGUACAGUCCGCAGUUUGAGAGCAAGGAUAGGAUGAGGAUGACCAAGGCGUCUAAGGAAUUGAUGGACAAGCGCAGACAGCUGAUGAAGGACUUUGAAGAGAUCCGCAAUCGACAACUGGAGGUCUGGAAGGAGCAGAAACCUCAUCGUCUGGAACUGCGUUAUAACGUUGACACUGAUGAGUUGGACUCAGACACCAAGAACGUCGAGGAGGAAGUUGUUGAAUUUUUCGUCAAAGAAGAAGUAACCAUCAUCGAGUAAUUAACCAACUUAUUCGUCGUUUCAUCUUGUAACCAUCUUGGGAACCCCGUGAGUGUCUCGUUUGAACCAAGUUUGAACGGGACACGAAUCAAGUUUAAACGUGGCCAUGAGAGACAAAAGUGACUUUCCUCUGUUUAUCGUCUUUCGCAUAAGAACUGUUUUCAAAUUUUAUCACGUUCCUUAUAGAAUACACUGGUUACUGAGGCUUUGUUUUUGGAGAGAAAUAAAAGUGUUGGAGGCGGAUGUA
This is a messenger RNA of Macrosteles quadrilineatus (aster leafhopper), 2382 nucleotides long. Its product is annotated as eukaryotic translation initiation factor 3 subunit B-like. The transcript is spliced from 13 exons. Gene Ontology annotation, cellular component: eukaryotic translation initiation factor 3 complex. Gene Ontology annotation, molecular function: translation initiation factor activity; translation initiation factor binding; RNA binding. The coding region runs from base 42 to 2135 and encodes 697 amino acids. Gene Ontology annotation, biological process: translational initiation. NCBI's taxonomy places the organism in Eukaryota, Metazoa, Arthropoda, Insecta, Hemiptera, Cicadellidae. The record is from RefSeq and is a predicted model, not a curated record.